Molecule: messenger RNA, 2796 nt
Organism: Triticum dicoccoides
Lineage: Eukaryota; Viridiplantae; Streptophyta; Magnoliopsida; Poales; Poaceae
Exons: 11
Coding region: 186-1433 (415 amino acids)
Source: RefSeq, a predicted model, not a curated record
CUACCCCCUUAUCCGCAUCUGAAUGGCUAUCCAGUCAGAGACAUCACAGCCGGAGCUUUAGUUCAAAGAAAGGUCGCUGGAUCUGGAUCUCAUGAAGCAGGUAUCUUCUCCGUCAGCUCUGAAGGGAGGUUUGCAGUAGCUGCUCGGGUGCGGCGCUUGGCGCCUCGUUGCCCGGGUAUUCGCUGAUGGACGAAGAGUUUGAGGAACAUGAUUUUUCUGAUGGAGCGGUCGGUGAGGGAGAGCAUGCACUUGAUCCGACAGAAGAACAUCAGCCAGUUAUUACUUCUCGGUUGUCAGUUAAGCGUGUUGUAGAGAUGGUUGCAAAAUUUUACGAAUACAAGAGAUGGCUUGUAACCGAAAUUGGUUUUGGUGCAAUUCUGAAGCUCCCAAUGCUUGUCAAGUUGGACCUGAGGAUGAGUGCUUGGGUUAUGAGGAAGGUGAAUGCUCGGUGUCGUGCAAUCGUCAUUGAUAAUGACAAUACGAUUGGUUUCACAGCAAAAGAUUUCCACAAGGUUUUUGGCAUCCCAUGCGGGAAUCGAGAUGUGGGUGGCAGGGAUGCACAAAUUUCUCAAUCUGCAAUCAAUUUCAUCAAGCAGUCAAUUGGGAUGGACAGUACAGUUGCUCAUAAUCUGAAGGCGGCUGAAGGUUUUACAAGUAGAGAUAUUUCAGAGGAUUCGAGUAAAAUUGAAAAGGAUUGUUUUCAAAUUGCAUUCGUCAUCUUUGUCAUGGGCUAUUUGAUAGCACCGUGUACCAAGCAUGACACCAUGACCAUUGAUUUCUGGGGUGCUCUGGCCAAUCCAGAAUUGAUCCCGCAGUUCAAUUGGUGUGAGUAUGCUAUGCAGAAAUUGAUGUCAGCUGUUGUGAAGUUGCAGAAUGAUUAUCAAAGCAAAGAAGCAACGGUUCAUAUGUUUGCGUGCCACCUUUUUUUCCAGCUUUUCUUGCUGGACAACAUUGACCUUGGAUUGUUCAAUAUGCCGCCAUCUGAAUUGCCCCGCGUGCAGUGCUUCGAACAGAAAAGGUUUCGGCAGAUGAUCAUAAUGGCUUAUGGCAUGAAGCACGGGAAGUGGGGUUAUGUCCCUGCAGGGGUGCGGCCUGCGGAGCUAGUUAUGUACACGCGGCCAGACACGACGCGCCAAGGAUGCAUUGACUACCAUGUAUCAUCAGGUUCAAUGAAGCAAUUAGUUCCAAGGGUGCCUGAUAGAGUGGACCAAUGGACUCCGGAUUUGGGUGUGCAUGCAACGACGGCACCAGCUGACUAUUUGGGUGAUGUGAGGUCGGCAUAUCAUUCACGUGGGCCAAGGGAUUUUGCAAAUCAUUUGCGCCAGACUUGCUACGGUGAUCCGAUAAGUUUUGUUCAUCUAAUUAGAGCUGAGCCUGAUGUUGAAGUAGCAGAAUGCAAAGUGCACGCUGAGCAUGUCGUUGCUGCGGAGUAGGAUGCAGUCUGACAUGCUUAGCUUUGCUGAUAGAAUUGUAUCACUUGUGCGGGAUCGUUGUAGGUGUUGUCAAGCGCGCGGGCUGUCAAAGUGUGUCACACUGGAUGGAUCAUCCAAGUGCUCUGAUGAUGCUCGGGCCAUGCAUUCAAGGGUGAUCCCAACGGUUGCUCGGCGGCUCGAAAUGUUGGAUGAUGAAGGUGCCGUAGGUGGUAGUUCAAGCAAGGCCCAUUUUGAACGUAAUUCAGGGAAGAAGACUCGGGUUGAUUCCUGUGAUGUGCAAGAUACGAGGCCAGUGUCAUCACAGCAGCCAAACGACGCCCCUGUGUAUGAUAACCCAGUUGUUGAGGACCGAUAAAUGGAAGAGAAGAAUGUAGUAUUAGACAGGACUAUAUUAUAUGCUCGGGUAAUUACGGACACGAUUAACUGUCUGUACGACAUUGGAGAGGGAGAGCCCAAUGUUGUUUAUUUUGGGACCAUGGUAGCUACAUUGCCAAAGAGGAAGUAUGCCACUUCUGCAAGCUUUGCACGCAACCCAUGGGUGAGUGGGUGUCUAGCUCAGCCCCCACCAGUCCCCUUGGUGGAUAAGUUCUAUAACUGGGUGUCUGGAAACAACAAUUUUGACCUUGACAGCAUGUGGAUUGAGCAUAAAACCCCGCGGAUGCUUCGGGUAAAUGCUACGUGUGUUCGGCAACAAUUAAUUGGGGUACAUCCUCUUGAUCACGAGGUAGUUGUGCUUGCAAUCAGGAGGUUUAAUCAGCUUGAUGUUGGUGCACACGCUGUGAAUCAGUAUAUGCUAUGGAGGGAAGUACUUGAACCAGAUUUCUCGGUCAGUACACCCUUUUUACUGGUUUUGGGUAGAUAUCUUGUAAAUGUUUGCCAGGUUGCAAUUGGCCAUGGAAUAUGUUUGUUUGUUUACUGUGUCUAUAACAGACGCACGCUCUUGCUGGGGAGAAAGUUGUGCAUAUAAAAGCUAUUCAGUUGCAAAUUUCGCAGCCUCAUCAUGAUGUCACAGCAUGUCAGAGGUUCUUUGUGCCAGCCAUUCUUGACCAUGGCUGGGCAGCAUACAUGUGGGAUAUGAUUAGGAAGGAGAUUCACAUAUUGGAUCCUUUGUGUGCUCAAAUAGUGGGAGCAGAGCAGCGACAUACAACCCAUCACGAGGUGGUGUCACAGAUUCACAACGUGCUAUUUAGUUGCCUUAACAAGUUCUUUGCAAAAUGGCACUGCACACCUGACAGAUGGAACCGGAAGUUCCCAAACAUAACCCGGGAAGUAUUUACAAGGUGACAGGGAUGAGUCUGGUAUCUGCAUGCUGCAUGCGAUCAGGCAGUACGAUGGUGAAAAGAUGAUGUGGCCUCUGACGAAG